CAAUUUUGCCCAUUCUUUCGCUCCAGUCCUCAAAUUGUACUGUACGAAAAGCCCCCAACUAGCACCCGCCAAAUGCCGCCAACCAUUCCCCCGGCGCUCUCUGAGAUUGCCGAGCACCCAAUGACGCGCAUGGCCCUGCUGGAGUCCGCUGCCAAGGUCGGCCAGCGAGGAGGCGCUACAGCCAAUUCGGGCGACUUUCCUUCUCUUGUUGCGCAACCAACCAGCACAGCCAAAUCCGGAACAGCCUCGUCUGCUUCUUCUGCCUCGACUUCGUCGGGUUCUACGUCGUACUGCGCCAUGUCGACAGCUGCCAAGGCUGUGCGCCCGCGACGAAACAUUCGCUUUGUCGCUCCCAACGAUCCCAGCGUUCUUCUCAGCCUGCUGUUUGAAUACGAAUCCCGGAGCGAUGAUUCUGAUGCCACCGCUGCCACCGCCACCAACGACGACGCUGUUGUGUCUUCACCAUCCUACUGCAUGGACUGCUACUAUGGCUACCCAGCGCGACAGGUGGCCGCGGCACACUGCGAAAUGCACAUGACGGAUUGUGCAACUUCAUCACAUUUCCAAAUGGAGGCUGACGACGCCACAAACGCCGACGACCACCGGGACGACCAAGCCGACGCCAUCGAGGCAUCUCUGUACAACAAGCACCGUGGAGACAGCGUGCGUCGAUCCACGAGCGAAAACCGCUCGGACAAGAUCCGCCCCAAGCGCCGUUACAAUGUCAACAUGUUGCGUCGCGCGGAGGCUCGCAAGCAACGCAUCUGCGAUCAGAUUGCUGCCGAGAAGGCGAAUCGCCCCAACUUUGCCCGCGAUUACUGGAUUGAGCAGGUUCUGCCCAACCAGGAGGCUGCCGUUUUCUCGAGCCGCUUGGCACCCUCGACGAUUCCUGCCCUGCAGCCCAAAGCCCGCAAAGCCGCUGCACGCCAUGCGCACCCGUAUGGCGGCGGUCACCGUCACGAGCAAGAUCCUGCGCUCGGUGUGCGCCACGCGGUUACUCAGGGCGCCAACCCGCUUGGCAUUGACAACCAGCUGAUGAACCUGCUCAUCCAGCUCCAGCACCGUGACAUCACCCCCGAGGACUACGACGCACUCCUGACUUUGGAUGCGUCGGUGGCCCGCCCCACCGUCAGCCGCAGCACCAUCAACAGCUUCCCGACCCGCGUUCUCGAGCACGACAUUCUCGAAGUCGUCUGCACCGUCUGCCUCAUGCCCUUCGAUGCCCAGCAAACUGUUCGUACCCUCAGCUGCGGGCACGAGUUCCACCGCGAUUGCAUUGACAACUGGCUGUCCCAGUCUUCGUUGAACUGCCCUGUGGACAACCUCCCGGUGACUACCCGGUGAAGAUUCAAGCCUUCCCUUAAGAGUCGCCAAGAGUUGUUGGGAGCUUUUCGAUAAUAAAAUCUCAUUGUUAACCAUGGAAAAAAAACAAACCAGUGAUACAAAC
Capsaspora owczarzaki ATCC 30864 is the source of this 1447-nucleotide messenger RNA. RefSeq lists its product as hypothetical. The record is from RefSeq and is a predicted model, not a curated record. Lineage: Eukaryota; Filasterea; Ministeriida; Capsasporidae. The coding region runs from base 73 to 1344 and encodes 423 amino acids. The transcript has a single exon.